Molecule: messenger RNA, 711 nt
Organism: Rotaria sp. Silwood2
Lineage: Eukaryota; Metazoa; Rotifera; Eurotatoria; Philodinida; Philodinidae
Source: the annotation of a GenBank genome assembly
AUGACUAGAGUUCGACAGAAUACUAAACAUUCUUCUAAAUACAAGCGUCUUUCUUAUAUUACAGCCUGGUCUGAAGCAAAACUACGCAACUUCAUUCGCGAAGAGCGCUAUUCAAAAGAACGCAUCCUCCUUGAAAAUGGCAAAAUGAACGAGGAAAACAUGGCCAUUUUGGCCAAUGAAUUUGAUAAGGGUAUUGUAGACUGGCGUGAAGUCUCCUUUUGGGAAAAUAAUAUGGGACCACGGUGCGCUGUCCAUAUUGACCGCAUUCUUUUAAAAUCAACCCUAGUCUAUCUUCACUUGGGUAACAAUCGGUUAGGUUCCGAAGGAGUGCGUCGCCUUCGCGCUCUAGAAAACCAUAAAACAUUGGUUGUGCUCGAUUUAUGGAAUAAUGAUCUGGGUGAUACCGGUGUUGAGUACCUAGCUGAUGUUCUCCCGAGCACUAAAUUGGAACGUCUGAAACUUGGCACUAAUAAUAUAACGGAUCACGGAUGCCAAGUUCUUUUUGCUUCAUUACCAUCUACAAUGAAAGAUCUCGAUCUCUUCUCCAGCCAGCUUACAUCAGCUAGUGUCAAUGUUAUUGCACAAGCACUACUUUCGACCGAUCCAAAACUCACAAAUCUCAACGUUGGUGGAGAAAAUCAGAUCUCGCAGGUCAAUCGAGAGAUGUUGGAAGAGAUAGCCAAGGUUCAUAAAUGCAUUCUGGAAUGGUAA